UGGUCAUCCUGCGGGUCUCCAUUUGAGGCCCCCGAAGUUCCAUCUAUCUCCCUUCCCUUUUCUUUCCCUUUCCCCCGUUACCUCCAGGUCUUCGGAUUCGGAUCUCUCCGCGAUACUUUAAUUCCUUCAAGUCUCACCCCUCUUUUCUACCCAAUUUGCGGUCAGUUUCUCUGCUAGAGUCUCCUGAAAUUCUCAUGCGCCGCUCCCGGCGAUACCCGGACCAUGGCGGAGGGAAUGCGACCAGACCGAGGAGGCCCUGCGGUGUCGCGGGCCUUGACAGUCCCCGCGAUCGUCACCAGCACCGCAUCUUCUUCCUCCUCCAUUCCAAUCCACGAGACCUCCACCACCAGCACAACAAAUACGAGCAAUAGCCCCACGGUGCUCAAUCGCGGCGAUCAGAGUCCCAAUGCCUCCAAACCCAGCCUGAUCCGCUCCUCCCAGACCUUUCCGAUCGCUUCUAGUGCUUCGGACUUUGCUUCAGUCUCGAGCGUAGCCCAACAAGGUGGCAAAAGAAACUCUCAUACCCUGCAGUAUCCAAGCAACGGUUCCGUGAAAAACACCGCAUCCUCCCCGACCGUUUACCAAUCGACAACCGACUCGAGUGCCAUCGAUCCAUUAUCACAGCAUAUCAUCAAGCGCACCAACACCCACAAGUCGAUCCCUUUGAAGCUAUUGGGCAGGGCCUCAUACGAAGCGGAAGCGGGCGGAGGGGAUCAUCGUGGCUCCUUAGACCAUGGCUCAAAUCGAGGAGAUGCGACAAUGUAUCCGAAGACCUCCAAGGAGAAGAACAGGAAAGGCGUUUCCUUCUUGAGUCGUAUCAUCCCCGGGAAAAAGAAGGACCAAUAUUUGGAUGACGAGGACGAUGUCUCCGAGCCUGAAACAACUCGCAUGGAUACCGAUGCCGCCUCGCAGCCGAUAGGAUUCUUCCCUCGAUUUCCGCCUCCUCCAAAAUACAUUCGCGUCCGAGCGCAUUAUAAAAAGGAAAAGACAUUCAAUCGGGUCUUCGUGGCGCAGGAGCUCGAGGGUGCCAGUGGUGCUGUGGGUAGUUCGGACAAGGAUGCCUCUGUAUCUUCGACUGGAGUACCAAACGAAGCCAAGACGGGCAAGGCUAUCUGGGCGCUCGUUUUCUCAAACGACGGCAAGUACCUUGCAGCUGCGGGUCAGGACAAGAAAGUGCGCGUCUGGCAAGUUGUGAGCUCUCCGGAGGACCGCGAUGCGACAAAGCCCGCAGAGGACGGUGAUGAUAGUCCUCCACUGUUGAACGCACAAGUGUUCAAGUCUCAACCCGUCCAAAUUUACGAAGGUCAUACGGGUAGCGUGCUUGAUCUCAGCUGGAGCAAGAACAACUUCUUGCUCUCUUCAUCAAUGGAUAAGACAGUUCGCCUCUGGCAUGUGAGCCGGCCAGAGUGUUUGUGCUGCUUCAAGCACAGUGAUUUCGUCACAUCGAUCCAAUUCCACCCGCGAGAUGACCGGUUUUUCCUGGCCGGAUCCUUGGACACCAAGCUGCGGUUAUGGAGUAUUCCUGAUAAGAGCGUCGCCUUUGUAGCCACCGUCCCAGACAUGGUUACAGCCGUCGCCUUCACACCCGACGGACGUCACUCCAUCGCUGGGACUCUCAAUGGGUUAUGCAAUAUAUACGAAACUGAUGGGCUGAAGGCCGUUGGUCAGAUUCACGUUCGCUCGGCUCGCGGCCGCAAUGCCAAGGGUAGUAAGAUCACUGGUAUAGAUACGAUGGUUUUGCCGACCGGCGACCUGUAUGGCGAGGUGAAGCUCUUGAUCACAAGCAACGACUCUCGCAUCCGGCUAUACAACUUCCGUGACAGAACACUGGAAGCCAAAUUUCGCGGCAACGAGAACACCUGCAGCCAGAUCCGCGCUUCCUUCAGUAAUGACGGAAAACACAUCAUCUGCGGCAGUGAAGAUCGCCGAACAUAUCUGUGGCCGACAGAUUCUAUCGAAAAGGACUCUGACAAGCGGGCCGUGGAGGUAUUCGAUACACAGUCAGCAAUGGUGACGGCCGCCAUUAUGGCUCCGACGAAGACGAAGCAGAUUCUGGGGUUCGCUGAGGACCCGAUCUUCGACAUCUGCAACCCACCGCCUGUGACCCUGAUGAGCCAGGCAGAGCGGGAGAACAAACGGUCGCAUCGUAACUCCGGCGCCACCAAACUGGCGCAAGAGUCGCCCGCGUAUUUAGCUCGGUCGACGCACCCGGAUGGAAACAUCAUGAUUGUUGCUGAUUAUUCUGGCAAGAUUCAGGUGCUGCGCCAGGACUGUGCCUAUCAGAAACGAAGGUUCGACAAUUGGGAUGCGCAUUCCACCAUCUCUCGACGGAUUCUGCGACGCACCAACUCGGCCCGGCACAGCAUCGCAUCUUCAACCGGGAAGGAUUCUACGCACAAGACACCAUCAGAGCGCAUCAUCUCGUGGCGUAACUCGGUCAUCCGUCACGGGACGAGCAACAGCCGGUCAGGCAUGCGGACCCCACGCACCCGCAGUCCCUCUCCGCACAAGUCGCUCCGCGACGGGCUUUCGGGGUAUUUUAGUCCAGGCCGGGCGUCGUCCAGCGCGGCACGGCCGGACUCCCGCUCGGUAUUCACCACCUCGCCGCCGCAGUCUGCCUACAAACAGUCCAUGGAGAGCCGCCGCUCGAGCGCAGAAACCUCCCGCGUCCUUGCUAACGCACAGGCGGGACAACAAGCGAUUCCGGCCUCGACGACCAUGUUCGCCAAACCCGACGACAAGGACAACCCGCUGUGGCUGCAGGGCGAACACAGCUACGCGUUCUACAACAAAAUCGCACGCGACGCGCUCGCGAUGCGGAAGAAGCGCAAGCCCAGCAGUGGCAGCGGGCUUCCCAGUCCGGGCCAUCUGGCAGUCCCUGGUGAGCGCAACAUGAGUCUGGGGAGUGCGCUGAGCAGCGACUAUGGGUCCUCGAAUGGAGAGGGCGAGGACGGUGAAGUGCUCCGGUGCGAGAGCUGCGCGGGCACCAACUUCCGAGCGACGAAGGGGCGCAAUGGAAGACAGCGGCUGGUCUGCGUGCGAUGCGGCCAGCCAAUCACGUAGUUGGUGUGAUGUGUACGGAGCAGAUGGGAUAGAGAGGUUCCAACGGAACCUGGGACAUGCAUAGUAUUCGAUGUAAUUAUUCCAGUCUGAUUUUGUAUGAUAAGUAGAUAGGUUAUAUAUAGCCUACACUGUACAGUAGGUACGAGGGAU
Aspergillus saccharolyticus JOP 1030-1 is the source of this 3213-nucleotide messenger RNA. Its product is annotated as WD40 repeat domain-containing protein. The record is from RefSeq and is a predicted model, not a curated record. Lineage: Eukaryota; Fungi; Ascomycota; Eurotiomycetes; Eurotiales; Aspergillaceae. Bases 223 to 3063 code for a protein of 946 amino acids. The transcript has 5 exons. Gene Ontology annotation, molecular function: protein binding.